This is a messenger RNA of Hordeum vulgare subsp. vulgare (domesticated barley), 1713 nucleotides long. Its product is annotated as RING-H2 finger protein ATL46-like. The coding region runs from base 316 to 1554 and encodes 412 amino acids. The record is from RefSeq and is a predicted model, not a curated record. Lineage: Eukaryota; Viridiplantae; Streptophyta; Magnoliopsida; Poales; Poaceae. The transcript has a single exon.
CGCUCCCACCACUCCCCUCCCCUCCCCUCCUCCGCUCCCCAGCGAUUCCCACCGCAAUCCUCCGUCUCCUCCCCGCAUCCCCGCCGUGUCCACCUGCCCGCCAUCCGACCGGAGGAAGCCUCCGGGGGUUCUCUUGGUCCCUAGCGCCUUGGACGCUUCCCCCCGGGCUGCACCAGCCCGCCGCUUUUAGGUGCCGUCCGGCCUCCGCUUUUGCGUCCCUUUUCGGACGGGAUUGCUGCCGGUUUCUCGCGAAAGAUCGCAUCUCUUGCCUGCCGGAUCAGAUGAGAUGCGGGGGUGCCGGUGCCUCUAGGAGACAUGGCUGAAGAAGCGGUCUCGUCCUCGCCCGGAUCCUCCGCGGUGACGGCGGUGGCUGCGUACCCCUACCCGUACCGAGUGGCGCGCAGCCUCCAUGGCGCCCUCGUCGUCAGGGACGAGCUCCCCUACUCGUACCCCGCUGCUGCCGCUGCCGCCCCGCCGCCACCCGCGCAGGUGCAGCAGGGCUCCUCCGGCGGGGGAGGCGGCAAGAUUAGCCCCGCGGUGCUCUUCAUCAUCGUGAUUCUUGCGGUGGUGUUCUUCAUCUCCGGCCUGCUCCACCUCCUCGUGCGGCUGCUCAUGAAGAAGCAGCACCGCCGCCGAGGGGGCUCGGCGGCCGCGGCGGCGCAGGGGCCCGGGGAGGCCGACGCGGCGCUGCAGCGCCAGCUGCAGCAGCUGUUCCACCUUCACGACUCCGGCCUGGACCAGGCCUUCAUCGACGCGCUGCCCGUCUUCUCCUACCGGGAGAUCGUCGUAGGCGGCGGCGGCGGCGACAAGGAGCCCUUUGACUGCGCCGUGUGCCUGUGCGAAUUCGACGCCGAGGACAGGCUCCGGCUGCUGCCGCUCUGCGGGCACGCCUUCCACCUCAACUGCAUCGACACAUGGCUGCUGUCCAACUCGACCUGCCCGCUCUGCCGCGGGGUGCUCUUCGCCCCAGGGCUGACAGCCGAGAAUAACCCGAUGUUUGAUUUCGAUGAGGGGUUGGAGGAAGGGCGGCUGUCGGAGUGCUGCGAGGAUGGUUUCGGAUUGCCCACGCAGAAGUCCUCGGAGGGGUUGCAGGAGCCGGCGGCCGAGAAAAGAGUGUUCCCGGUGAGGCUUGGGAAGUUCAAGAAUGUCGGCACCCAGGGUGCUGUUGAAGGUGGAAAUGCCGAUUCUGCUGUGCUGAGGAGGGAGGAAGGGGAGAGUAGCAGCAGCAGUUUGGAUGCAAGGAAAUGCUUCUCUAUGGGCACUUAUCAGUAUGUUCUUGGGACUUCAGAACUUCAGGUGGCUCUCCAGCCGGGCCGAGCUAGAAAUGGUGGUGCGAUGAGAUUAAGACCUCCGGGAAUAAGUUGUGUCAAUGCGGACAUUAUGGAGGGAAAGAAAAUUUGCGCACGGAACAAAGGGGAGAGCUUCUCCAUGUCGAAGAUUUGGCAGUGGUCUAAUCUCAAGGGCAAGUUACCUGCUGGCUCAGAUGAUUGUUCAGAAGCAGGGAGCCUUCCAUGGUUGAAGAGAGGUGGCACUGGGGAUAAAUUGAACAUGUGAUGUGACUCUGUACUGUGAUACUAGCUAAUAUUUCUCUUCUUAGUGCCACUCCAUUAAUUUCUUACCUAUAAUUAUUCUAGUCUAAUUUUCAUAUUCAGGUUUUAAUUGGAAUUGGUUAAUCUCAUGGGGAGAUAAGUUUUCCGUAGUCAUGCCACCUUA